This is a messenger RNA of Paracoccidioides brasiliensis Pb18, 654 nucleotides long. RefSeq lists its product as uncharacterized. The transcript has a single exon. The record is from RefSeq and is a predicted model, not a curated record. The coding region runs from base 1 to 654 and encodes 217 amino acids.
AUGGAUGAGGAAGCCCGAUUGCGAACGCCUACCCUGGACUCGAGCAGCUCAUACAAGACUUUCAUAGACGAUGGAAGUUUUCCUGGCUCAAACUUCGGAGAGAAAACACAGGAUGCCCAAUUAAAGAAAGAAAACAGAAAAACAAUGAGAAGAGAAGUAAUGACGAGCAUCCCCUCAGGUUUUAUCAACUAUGACUUAGGCAAAAGACAUUAUUAUAGCAAUGAUAUAGAUAACGACUCUGAGCCUGAAUACAAUAUAUAUGAUGAUGGCAGCCAGAGCCGGUCUUCUCCUCGUCCUUCCCCCAAUGCACAAGCACGAAACCAUAAAGAACGCGACUAUGCAGGAGUGCUCAAUAACUCGUAUAAUUCGCAUGCAAUCCCACAUCGUCGUCGUCGUCGUCAUCAUACAACAGACUCUGGAUCACCAGUGCGACAACCAGAGGUGGAAAACACUUCACUCUAUACAACAGUAGCUGGGAUAAGCCAUCCCAAACAGCGUCGACGGCUAAACCGCCGACUCUUCCACAUACACAUGGAGACAGACGCAGAUGUAAAUAUAGAAGAAUCUCUUGAGACGGCCAGCGUAGAAUGCCAACAUGUCCAUAGGUUUCCUAUCCAAGGCAUGCACAACACUGGUAAACGGACACAAACCUAG